AUGAUUAUGUGGCUUGCCAUGGAUACAACUACUGAGAACCUCGCUUCAAACUCUCUUCGCUCUGUGCUGGUUGCUGGUGCACCGAUAGACUCGAACAUGGCUAACAGCGCUAAGCGGAGGUUGAACCUCAGAGACCUAAGACAGACAUUCGGAAUGACAGAGCUCGGAGGAUUAUGCACGCUUGCGCAUUAUGAAUGUGACAAGAUCGAAACAGUCGGAGCGCCUCUUCCAGGAAUGCUUUUCAAGGUUGUAAACUGGGAAACAAAACAACUCUGCCCACCCAGAACUCCAGGACAUCUCAUGGUUCUAGGUCCACAAGUUAUGCCAGCCUAUUACAAAAAUCCCAAAGCUACAGGAGAAUUAUUCGAUCCAAGUGGUUAUGUCAAAACAGGAGAUGCGGCGUUCUACGAUGAAACUGGGCAAGUAUACGUUUUAGAUCGAAUCAAGGACAUCAUAAGAUACAAAGGAACCUUGAUCUGCCCGUCAGAGGUCGAGCUGAUGCUGAGAGCACAUCCAGGAAUCGAGGACUGUGCGGUGGUUGGGCGACAGGAUCAUGUGUCCGGUGAAGUGCCGGCCGCAUUCGUGGUGAAAAGCUCGACGCAUCCGCUACUUUCGUCAGCAGAAGUGAGACAGUACGUAUCUGGAAAAAUUGCGACGUUUAAAGAGCUCAGAGGGGGCGUGUUCUUCAUUUCCGAGAUUCCACGCACAAUCUGUGGGAAAGUGGUACGCCGACAGCUACGACAGUUUUGGGACAGAGAGAGGGCGAACUCCAAGGAUAUAAUAGCCAAGGAGGCAAAAGCACAAAAAGCUAACGAAAAGAUUGACAAGACACCUGUGAAGCGAGCCAAUGGCUCUGCAACACCGACAAAAAGAAUAAACAAAGCAGGAAAGAAGUAA
This is a messenger RNA of Cylicocyclus nassatus, 897 nucleotides long. The record is from the annotation of a GenBank genome assembly. NCBI's taxonomy places the organism in Eukaryota, Metazoa, Nematoda, Chromadorea, Rhabditida, Strongylidae.